CAGCCCCGCAUUCCGCGGACCCAGCUCCCAUUCUCCCGCAGCAGCCGCCCUCUCCGCUGCCCCCGCGAGCUCCAAGGAACCUGCGCCGCCACGCGCCGCGCGCCGCGCGCUCGGACUCGCGAUGCGAACCGCGCCGCUCGCCGCGCUCUGCCUCGCCGCGCUGCUCGGCACCGUCGUGGAGGCGCAGCCCAGCGGCAGCAGCAGCAGCGGCAGCAGCAGCAGCGGCAGCAGCAGCGGCAGCAGCAACGGCAACCCCGACUGGGACUCGGGGGGCGACGGGGAGUCGUCCGAGCCCAGCGCCGAGGAGACGCGCGCCCUGGCCGCGCUGCUGGCGCGCUCCCGCUGCGGGGACGAGGCGCUCUGCGUGCCGUGCUUCAACGACACGACGGGCGCGUGGGCGCCGCUCGGCCCCGCGGCGGGCGGCGUGAGUGGCGCUCACGCGGCGCUGCUGCUGCUGCACCUGCUGAGGGAGCCCGGCCGCGGCUGCGGGCCGGGACAGGGCGCCACCCUGCCGCUCGCCUUCCUCCUGGACGGCCUCGUGAGGGCCGCCGGCGGCGGCGGCGGCAGCAGCGGCAGCCUCUCCUCCUCGCAGACGCUGGGGCUGCUGGACUCCACGCGGAGCGGCUUCCCUCCCGCCACGCGCCUCUUCCAGAAGUGCAUGGACGCUGCCGCGCGGAGAGCGGUGCCGGCCCGGGCGGUGGAGGCAGGGCAGCUCGGGCGCGUGGCCGCGCUCUUCCUCGCCGGGGCGCACCGCUGCUUGAGGCACUCGCUCCUCGGCCCAGACUUCUUCCUCGACCACAUAUUCCGCACGCACAGCAGCGCGGCCGACGCCAUGACCGAGCAAGACCUGGCGGCCUUGCUCGAGCGCCUUCAUCUGGGCAAGACGGAGGAAGGUCACGGGGACCACGACGACGAGGAGCAGGCGCACCACCACGACGACGACGAGGAGGAGAAGCACCGCGGCCCCGAGGAGACGUGCUACAGCGCGCACGAGCUCUGCGACGUCUUCGACUUCAAUUCGAGCGGCGUCGUCCGGCGCAACUUCUCCGCGCUCGCCGUGGCCAUCGUCCAGCAGCUGCUGAGCGGGGCCUGCCGGGCCCACGGCGACCAGGAGGCGCCGGCGCCCGGCGCGCCCCCCACCACUGUGGAGAAGUAUGGGUAUGGAACCCUGGCGGUGCUGGUGGUGAGCCUUUCCUCCCUGAUGGGAGUCGCUGUCAUCCUGUUCACGUCGUGCCAGGAGACGUACCGAGUCAUCCUGCAGACGUUCAUCGCUCUGGCUGUGGGCACCCUCUCCGGAGAUGCCACCUUGCACCUGAUUCCCGAGAUGCUGGCCCUGCACGACCACGGUGACGGUCACGACCACGCCGAGGAGGACUUUGUCGAGAAAAACAGUCACGUGUGGAAGCUGAUGGCUCUCCUGGGAGGAAUCUACAUCUUCUUCUUGGUGGAGAAGAUCUUCCAUCUGCUGAUCGCUUCAUCUCAAGGGGACGGCGGCCAGGAACGCGAGCAGCAGCAGCAGCAGAACCACUGCGGACACUCGCACGACCUGGCGCUGCGCGACUCGUUCAGAGCCGGCAAGGCCGGACGCGGCACGGCCUCCACCACACGCCUCGACACGGAGGAAGAGGCCGACGUGACACCGACGUUGGCCGCGCUUCCGAAGCAUCGUGGCACGUUCAAAGGAAUGAGUUCCCUGGCCAUCAUGAUCCUGGUUGGCGACAGCAUCCACAACUUCGCCGACGGGCUCGCCAUGGGUGCUGCCUUCUCGGCCUCAAACCGCGCGGGCCUGACCACUUCGCUCGCCAUCUUCUUUCACGAGGUUCCUCACGAGAUAGGGGACUUUGCAGCGCUGCUGAACUCCGGGAUGAGAGUGUGUCCAGCCCUCGUCCUCAACUUCAUUAGUUCCCUCACGGCCUUCACGGGCCUCUACGUGGGCCUGUCCCUCUCCAAUGACACCAUCGUGCAGCAGUGGAUAUUUUCUGUAACCGCCGGAAUGUUCUACUACAUCUCUCUCGUCGACUUGAUGCCGGAGCUGAUGAAAGUCACCGGCAAAUUCCCGUGGGUGGUGUUUGCGCUGCAGAACGUGGGCCUGCUGGCAGGGUGGGCCAUCAUGGUGCUGCUGGCCAUCUUUGAGGAUCAAAUCUCUAUAUGAGACAUUUGGCACACGCGCACACGCCGUGAUGAGCUGGUGUGAGACAUGCACACACUCUCUGGUGAACACAAUCGUCUCGUGUAUGCUCACUCUUGCUCAGGACCAGCGUGUGGAUUUGAAUGCUUUAUAUUCAUGAUUGACGUACAGACACAAAUGGCUCAAUAUUACAAUCGUCCUGUUUAUGCACUGUAUCACAACAAAAGGGCUGUGGGAAAAUACUUACAAUCUUGAGAAUACUGUGAGAUACAUGGACACUAACUCUUUAUAUUGCAAUGUGGUGGUGGGCAAACUGGUUUUGAUUGUUAUGUUAUUAUUCAUUCACUUGUUUACUCAGUAAGCCUCGCUGAGUUUCAAGACUCUUUCAGAAUGGUCCUGCAAAGGUUUGCAGUAGGGGCCGAUUUUUACGUAAUCUGCUGGUAUUUUUGUCAGCAUCGGGAUGUUACAUUAUGGGGGUUGUUUUAAGCUCUGGGAGGAAACCAGAGAACUCGGAAGGAACCUUUGGAGAACACGGGAAGAACAAACAAACUCCAAAGAUAAUUGUCGCUUGGGAAUCGAAUCCAGGAGCCAAUUGCCGUUAGGCACUAACGUUACACUGUGCCACCCGGCCACCCUUUUGAAAUUGCCUCUCACGCACACACAUACACGGCAUGUGGCAGUGUGGCAAAGAGGGGUAACAUUUAUCUUGUGCUUGGAUUGCCUUUGGAAGAGCGAGAAAUCAGACCUGGAAUCUGGACGUAGAGAAUAGCACUGGGUUCGUGUCACUCAUAAAGCAGCCACGUGGGCCCAUGAAGACUUCCUUGGUGAAAUAAGGUUUUCCAUUUCUGUCAUACAGUUUCCCAGAUGAGUCAUCUCCCCCUCUCGCUCUAUUCCCAUGCCCCAAUGUAUCACAAUAUAUUGAUAAAGUAGCGUUUUUAAAAGUAUGAUUCAAUUACAACGAAUAGUUCCUCUGUUGCAUUGUGGGAAUCGUCAUCCACAGCAGAGAAACCCAUGCUGACAGAGCCCUGGACCAGGAAACGGAAUGACUCACUGAAGGACUCAGUUCAUUUCCAGUGUGAAUGAACGAGGCUAUAAUCUGUGUAAAGCACUAUGUGAAUGUGUUUUUUACUCGAUAUACAUUUUGUAUCUCUCAGAGCUGGUGGGAAAAAUAAAGUGCAAAAAUGACAGAA
Molecule: messenger RNA, 3318 nt
Organism: Lethenteron reissneri (Far Eastern brook lamprey)
Lineage: Eukaryota; Metazoa; Chordata; Hyperoartia; Petromyzontiformes; Petromyzontidae
Product: zinc transporter ZIP12-like
Biological process (GO): zinc ion import across plasma membrane; intracellular monoatomic cation homeostasis
Cellular component (GO): plasma membrane
Molecular function (GO): monoatomic cation:bicarbonate symporter activity; zinc ion transmembrane transporter activity
Source: RefSeq, a predicted model, not a curated record